Messenger RNA from Aspergillus nidulans FGSC A4, 920 nucleotides. Its product is annotated as cleavage and polyadenylation specificity factor subunit 5. The record is from RefSeq and is a predicted model, not a curated record. Bases 93 to 920 code for a protein of 275 amino acids. NCBI's taxonomy places the organism in Eukaryota, Fungi, Ascomycota, Eurotiomycetes, Eurotiales, Aspergillaceae. Gene Ontology annotation, molecular function: mRNA binding. The transcript is spliced from 4 exons. Gene Ontology annotation, cellular component: mRNA cleavage factor complex. Gene Ontology annotation, biological process: mRNA 3'-end processing.
AACUACCAAAUCUUAGUCCUUCAGGACUUACUCAAUCCUCUUGUACUGCCAAAUUCCUAGAACCUCACAUAUCAGCACAGUUACCCACCAAGAUGUCAACAACCACAAUAACAGCAAUACAAAGUAGCUUCCCCCCUAUCGCCCCUAAAGACUUCUCCGCAAAACAGCCCGAAACAAUUCGUCUCUACCCUCUCUCCAACUACACAUUCGGCACAAAGGAAACACAACCAGAGGAAGACCCGUCCGUGCUCGCCCGCCUAAAGCGGCUCGAAGAACACUAUGAGAAGCACGGCAUGCGUCGCACCUGCGAAGGCAUCCUCGUUUGCCAUGAACACAACCACCCUCAUGUCCUGAUGCUGCAGAUUGCGAAUGCGUUUUUUAAGCUACCCGGUGAUUACCUCCUCCACGAUGAUGACGAAAUCGAGGGUUUCAAGAGGCGGUUGAAUGAGCGCCUUGCGCCCGUGGGAUCGCAAUUCUCUGGCGAGGGAGUAAAUGAGGACUGGGAGAUUGGAGAUACACUUGCGCAGUGGUGGAGGCCGAAUUUUGAGACUUUCAUCAAGGACCAAAUGAGUCUCGUCGGUCAUGAUAUGCUGAUGUGUUUGCGUGUUGCUGCAGAGGUACUCUCCGUCCCGAAGAACAUGAAGCUGCUCGCCGUACCGCUCUUUGAGCUCUACGAUAACAACCAGCGUUACGGGCCGCAGCUCUCAUCCAUCCCGCACUUGCUGUCGAGAUAUAACUUUGAAUUCGUCGAUGAGAAUGAUAAUGUUGUUGCUGCUACGCCUGGGAUGGGUUCGCCAGGAGAUCAGGUUCCUAAGACAAAGGUUCUUGCCGGCGAUAAUAAUGGUAAGGCCAAGGAGGAGGACUCGGGGAUGGCUGACUAUACCGAGGGCGCGGAAACUGGAGGGCAACAGGGGCAGUGA